Messenger RNA from Drechmeria coniospora, 627 nucleotides. Its product is annotated as splicing factor U2AF 23 kDa subunit. The transcript has 3 exons. The record is from RefSeq and is a predicted model, not a curated record. Gene Ontology annotation, biological process: mRNA splicing, via spliceosome. Bases 1 to 627 code for a protein of 208 amino acids. Lineage: Eukaryota; Fungi; Ascomycota; Sordariomycetes; Hypocreales; Ophiocordycipitaceae. Gene Ontology annotation, cellular component: spliceosomal complex; U2AF complex. Gene Ontology annotation, molecular function: pre-mRNA 3'-splice site binding; metal ion binding.
AUGGCCAACUUUCUCGCUUCCAUCUUCGGCACAGAGCUUGACAAGGUCAACUGCUCCUUCUACUUUAAAAUCGGCGCCUGCCGGCACGGCGACCGCUGCUCCCGCAAGCACGUCAAGCCCUCGUACAGCCAGACGAUCUUGAUGCCGAAUCUCUACCAGAACCCAUCGUUCGAUCCCAAUAACCGCAUGAACCCAUCGCAGUUGCAGAACCACUUCGAUGCCUUCUACGAGGAUAUAUGGUGCGAGCUCUGCAAGUACGGAGAGCUGGAGGAGCUCGUCGUGUGCGACAACAAUAAUGAUCAUCUCGUGGGAAACGUGUACGCACGCUUCAAGUACGAAGAAUCCGCCCAACAGGCGUGCGACACCCUAAACAGUCGCUGGUACGCCGGCCGUCCCAUAUACUGCGAACUCAGCCCCGUCACGGACUUCCGCGAGGCCUGCUGCCGUCUAAACUCGGGCGAGGGCUGCGUCCGCGGCGGCUUCUGCAACUUUAUUCAUCGCAAAAACCCUAGCGAAGAGCUCGACAGGGACCUCGUUCUCAGCACAAAGAAGUGGCUGAAGCUGCGAGGCCGCGACGAGAGGAGCGUCAGCAGGUCACCGACACCCGAGCCCGCGCGACGCAGAUGA